Messenger RNA from Trifolium pratense (red clover), 390 nucleotides. RefSeq names its product defensin-like protein 183. The coding region runs from base 1 to 390 and encodes 129 amino acids. The record is from RefSeq and is a predicted model, not a curated record. NCBI's taxonomy places the organism in Eukaryota, Viridiplantae, Streptophyta, Magnoliopsida, Fabales, Fabaceae. The transcript is spliced from 2 exons.
AUGGUGAAUCAAAUGUCAAAAUCUUUCUGUUUCUUUGCCAUCUUGGUUUUAUUUGUUGCAGUCCAAUUAAUACAGGUAGAAGGUGAAUGCACAAAAGUUGUGGGUGAUUGUGGUGCAGCAAAUUGUGCCUCACAUUGUAAUUCCUAUGCAAGAGGUGCUCGUGUUUUAGGAUCAUCAUGCUCAUUCAACAACUUAUGUACUUGUACUUUUGAUCGACCACCACCAGGAUCAGAACAACCUGCCUGUGAUGUUGGGAUGGGACUCUGCACUCGUGACUGUCAAGAUGAUUGUUGCAACAACAAGUGUGUUAGUAGAUUUACCAAAACUGGUCAUGGGAGUUGUGUUGAUGCCUUUAACAUGAUUCUUUGUCUUUGUUCCUAUAAUCGUUGA